Molecule: messenger RNA, 1800 nt
Organism: Thermochaetoides thermophila DSM 1495
Lineage: Eukaryota; Fungi; Ascomycota; Sordariomycetes; Sordariales; Chaetomiaceae
Exons: 3
Coding region: 1-1800 (599 amino acids)
Biological process (GO): protein localization to ciliary inversin compartment
Cellular component (GO): ciliary inversin compartment
Molecular function (GO): protein binding
Source: RefSeq, a predicted model, not a curated record
AUGCGGCGUCUUGACUGGCAGGGUCACCGCUCCUUCAUCGAGGAGCUCUAUAGGAAGUAUCCCCUCAAGGUGCUGAAACCUAUCAUGGAGACACAGUAUGGCUUCAAAGCAUCGGAGAAGAUGUAUAAGAAACAUCUCAAAUCUUGGGAUCUCGGCAAAUACAUCCCAAAUAAAGUGAUGAAGGCCAUCGUCAUCAUCGCUAGGCGGCGUCUGCGAUUGUAUAACAAAAAGACAAUAUUCAUAGUUCGUGGCCAACUGCUCCCAUACCACAAACUGAACCGCUGGAUUCGUCGUCACCCGGACGAGACUAUAGACCCGGAAAACGAAGAGCCAGUGGCGACUCCUAAAAACGUCAAGUACAUGACACCGGAGCCUGAACUUCCCCAGAAUUUAAGCUUACCUUCCGUCCCAUCGGCAACCAAUUCGGCUGUCAACGAGGAACGAGCCUCGGGCAUGCCUGUCACAAAUCAUUUUGAGGCCCCUCAGGCCUCUACCUGUCCUCCAACGAGGGCUGUUCAUCCCUAUGAGCCUGGCUCAACCUGGCCCCAAAACUCUACAACCUAUUCCACUGCCGGUCCCUCGGAUCACCACGUUGAGACAUUCAUCCCCAAUGCUUUCUCGGGCCCGCAAGUGCCGGCUUCCCUUAACAGCAUUGCUGUGCUUGCUCAUCAAUGUCAAAACAUCCCUUCUUUCCAUCCUGAACCUGCCCCGCCGUCCGAGCAGUUCGCUCCCUUUUAUGGGUAUCAACCUCCUCAUACUUCCUGGGAGACGGCGUUGAUAUCAUCAGAGGCCCUUAUCGGUCAGCAGCACAACACAUGGUCGCCUCUAGAAAGUUUCGAGACUGCGACCAUCAGCACUGCGUCUUCUGGGUCUAAUACCUUGGACCCUGAGGCUAUGUCCACAGCUGACAGUAUGCCCGCAUACCACCCGCUACAGGACCUCAAUCUGAGCCCUUUGCACUAUGCCGUUCUAGAUAACGACAUUAGACGCGCAGAAACUCUUCUAAAAGCGGCGCACGCUAACCCUAACUGUGUGGCCCGCGGUGGUACCAGACCUCUCCAUUAUGCUGCGUUCCAGCGCAACACUGAGAUGGUUCGCCUGCUGCUCAGCCACGGCGCAAACUAUGCGGCUAAGACUGAUCAGGAUCGCUCCGUCCUUUUCUUCGCUGUGCGGUGCCCCAACAUCAACGACGUCGACAUGCUGCCUUAUGUCUACCGCGGUUUCCCAAAAGAUGUCUUCACCGACGAUGCCACAAUGGCUGUCAUCGAUGCUCUCUAUGAGGACCCUGCAUCGUGGACACCCAGGCGCCGCGAUAUCAAGAUGGGGGAUAGAAACGGCGUGACACCGUUGAUGCUGGCCGCAGAAAACGGUUUUAUCAAAGCCUCCCGGAUGUUUCUCCAGCUCGGAGCCAAGCCCGACGCGCGCGACCAUGCUGGACACACAGCGAUCAAAUAUGCUGCCAAGUACGCUGCCGCAGCCAGGCGCCGCGACAUCAUUCAGUUACUGCUGAAGACCGAUCCGGCCGUACCUUCUGACAUCCAUCACAUGUUGGAGCUUGUACGGAGAAACGUCAGUCUACCCGAUGUGUCACAGGCGGGAAAUAUGUCGUGGGAUCUUGAAGGGAUCCUUGUCGCCGAGGAGGUGGUACGCAUGUGCUCAGAGAAGGAUGUCCUCUGGAAGCUGGAGCAGGUAGCUGAGGAAAAGAGGAAUGGGGCGUUGGUGAAAUUGCUCUACCAUGUGAAGACGAAGUUGAGGUUGGAGGAGGGUCAGGUGAGAAGGCCGGGUGUGGUUAGGGGAUGA